UAUGGUCUACCUCACAUGCACGAAUAGACCAAGCUGUUUGACUUACUAUCAUCGUACGGAUGGCAAAACGGCUGUUUGACAGGGACGCUUUUGAUGAAAAAGAAGCGAGGUCCCUCACCUCGUCAGCUGUGGGCGUGGUCUUGGUCGGACUUGACGGGUUUGAGGAAGAACAAGUGAGGCAAGCAGGAAUCGAUGUGCCACGAGGCUUAGAUUCCGGUCAAGAGGCGGUAAGAUUAGAACUAGCGACUCUAAUACGUCGUAUGGGCGACGAACUCGACCGUGACCCUCAAUUCACACGGUCAAUAGACAGAGUUCCCGUCAGAGAUCCUCAAAAAGGAUACGAGCUGUUUCGAGACGUUACAUGGGAAGUCUGCUUUCGUUCCAGCGGCAUCACAUGGCGUAGAAUAGCCGCCGCCUUUGUGCUCGCCGGGAAGUUGGCCGCCAAAGUUUUACGUGAAUUCUCAACAGUUGUGGAGAGAAUUCGUCGAUUUAUUAGUCUCAUACUCGAUUGGAUGUGCCGUUUCAUUCGUGAGUAUUUGUGGAGUUGGAUAGCUGGCAGUGGAGGAUGGAAUAGUUUGAAGGAAGCUGAAGAAAACAAGGGACCAGGUCGUUCUUGGAUAAACUCAAUUGUGCCUGUGGGGAUUGGAGCACUUGCUGUUGGCUUGAUGUUUGGGUAUUUCUUUGCCAGGCAUCAUUGAGUUAUUCAAAUGCUCCACAAGCCUACGAGAGUUUAAUUAACUUGUAUAGUGACUCAUCGUUCUAAAGAUAAAUUUGUGUAGGAGAUACUGCUUUGCUGGUACAGCUUUAUUUGGUGUUUUCAGAUAGUGUUUACAAUAUCCAUGAACAUAUGGAAAUGUACUCAUUGAGAUAAACAGUGUAAUAUUUACUUAGAAAGAAUUUGUAGGUAAAAAGUUUAUCAUGUGCUGGGAUUGUGCCAGCCAAUUUGACAAAGGGCUUCAAGAGA
This is a messenger RNA of Corticium candelabrum, 964 nucleotides long. Its product is annotated as apoptosis regulator R1-like. Gene Ontology annotation, biological process: regulation of apoptotic process; extrinsic apoptotic signaling pathway in absence of ligand; intrinsic apoptotic signaling pathway in response to DNA damage. Lineage: Eukaryota; Metazoa; Porifera; Homoscleromorpha; Homosclerophorida; Plakinidae. Gene Ontology annotation, cellular component: mitochondrial outer membrane. The transcript is spliced from 2 exons. The record is from RefSeq and is a predicted model, not a curated record. The coding region runs from base 60 to 698 and encodes 212 amino acids. Gene Ontology annotation, molecular function: protein heterodimerization activity; protein homodimerization activity.